AAGCAUCCUAUAUAAGGGCUUCUUAGGAAGGGAAUAUAACGCGCGGUCGUUCUACGUUUUGAACUUGUGGCAGACGUACCCUUAUUCAGAAUUAUUUUCAAGUAAUAGCAGCGACGUAUAGGUAUUUUCCGUAUAGGAGAGACAGCAGGCUGAAUAAGUAGACAUCUGAAUGUAACAUGACAAUGAUGGAGGAUAAGCCGGAAUGACCCACACCAAGAACUACCACUAAUAAAAACCCCAGAAUGGUAACAGGAUUUUCUCUGUGAGUGAUAUAAAAAAAAGAAUAUGUCAAAACCAAAUGAUCCACUGAUCUCAGAGGAGGAUCUAACGGGAAAUCAACAGGUGGAGGAGGAAGAUGAAGAAAUCGAAGAACUCAUCGACGUGGAGUGCCAGGCCACAUCCGGUCUGGAUAUCCAUUAUCCCAAGAGAAGGGCUAAAUACAAAUCGGCUAUGAAGUCUUUGAUUCCUAUCAGACUCAAGAAAUCCCCUAAGGAUGAACUUCCCGAGGCAGCUGCUGGAUUCUUCUCUCUUUUGACCUACGCAUGGCUGACUCCAAUCAUGUGGAAAAUCAACAGAAAAGGCACUGAAUUUUUACAACACAUGAGGUGUCCCGAUGUCAACCGAGCAGAGGUUAAUGCAGAAAGGUUGGAGCGUAUAUGGAGAGCAGAGUUGAAGGCCAAAGGCCCAGAGAAGGCAUCUUUUGCCCGGGUGUUGUUGAGGGCAGGAAGGACCAGGAUCAUUCUUGGGGGGAUGACCUUCAUCAUUUCAAUGUCCUUCAGUUUUGCUGCUCCGGCCUUUGUACUAAGGAGAAUUCUGGAUGACCUUUUGUCUGGUAACAGGGACCUGGGCUUUGGGAUUGGCUUGGUAGUUCUCAUGGCUGCCAUGGAGUUUAGUCGAUCCAUGUUUUUUGCUCUUGGCUGGGUGACUAAUUACACUACAGGUUUACGCAUGAGGGGAGCUGUAUUGAGCAUGCUUUAUGGCAAAAUAUUGCGGCUUCGUGGCUUAAAAGACAAAACUGUUGGUGAGCUGGUGAACAUCUGCAGCAAUGACGGACAGAGACUUUAUGAGGCCUUUGCCAUCGGCCCACUCCUGAUUGGUGGACCUGUUAUUUUAUUGUAUGGAAUAAUAUAUACAGUAUUCCUGAUUGGACCGUGGGCUUUAGUGGGCAGUGCUACUUACCUUAUGUUUUAUCCUUUUAUGGCAUUUAUUAGCAAACUGACAGCUCUUUUCAGAAGAAAAGGCAUCGUCAUCACUGAUAAACGAGUGAGGAUGAUGACAGAGUUAUUGAAUUGUAUAAAGCUGAUCAAGAUGUAUGCUUGGGAGAAAUCAUUUGCCAAAACUAUAGCAGGAAUCCGCAGUCAGGAGCGGGCAAUCCUAGAGAAAGCAGCCUACGUGAACAGCAUCAGUACCUCUGUGGCCCCGAUGGUACCCGUGAUGGCGUCCGUGUUUGUCAUUACUGCUCACGUCAUGACGGGAAAUCCUCUCAAUGCAGCACAGGCGUUCACUAUGAUAGCAGUGUUUAAUGCAAUGAGAUUUUCUUUGGGAGUCAUUCCUUAUGCUGUGAAAGCUUUGGCCGAUGUUUAUGUGUCCACCAAGAGGUGCAAGAGUCUGUUAAUGAUGGAGGAGAUCCAGCCUCACACAUCCCAGAUCAACAACCCUAAGUACGCUGUGGUGAUAAAGAAGGCCAGCUUUUCUUGGGACCAGGAGGUGUCUGUAGUACAGGCGAAUGGUCUGCUGGAUGUCCAGAUCACUGUUGUGAAUGGACAAUCAAAAGGAAAGGACGGGGAGAGGGAACAGCUACAUAAGAACACAGAGGAACAGGGAUACGUGGCAGCUCCAACAUUGAAAGACAUCGAUCUGGUGUUGGAAAAGGGCAAGCUGCUAGGAGUGUGUGGAAGUGUUGGAUCUGGGAAAAGCUCCCUAAUAUCUGCCAUCCUGGGAAGGAUGGUGAAAACUGCUGGUAAAGUAGCAGUAAGUGGGAAUAUAGCCUACGUCUCUCAACAGCCGUGGAUUCUGAAUGCCACCAUCAGGGAGAACAUCUUGUUCGGAGAGAUGUACCAUGAAGACAGAUAUAAUGCAGCCAUUGAAGCAUGCUGUCUUCGAGAAGACUUGGAAACUUUUGUCUCAGGAGAAGAUACAGAGAUUGGUGAGCGGGGUAUAAAUUUGAGUGGGGGACAGAAACAGCGUUUGGCCCUGGCCCGUGCCCUGUACGCCGAUAAAGACAUCUACCUAAUGGAUGACCCUCUGUCUGCGGUAGACAUACAUGUGGGGAGACAUAUCUUUACAGAGUGUCUUAUCAAAGGACUGAAGAAGAAAACAGUCCUGUUUGUUACACAUCAACUCCAGUACCUGAGUUCCUGUGAUGGAAUCAUUGUUAUUACGGAUGGGGAGAUUACGGAGAGGGGGAAACACGAAGAAUUGAUGCAGCAGGAGGGGGAAUACGCCAGCCUCAUCAACAGACACUAUAAACAGCAGGAAGAAGAGGGGGAGGAUCAAAAGGCUGAUGAUCCGAGAUCACCUGUGAGUUUGAGGGAAAACCCGCUCCUUCAGCACAGCAACAGCAACAAUAACCGAAGCAGGACAUUCUCUGCCAGAUCCUGCGAGUCUGAGUUGUCCGGGACUUCUUACACAGACGUACCGCUAUCGGGGAGGGAAAAACCAGGGAUGGAAACACAAAUGUCCGUCGUUAGCUCUACCCAGGAGGAAAGGACCAAUAAGGGAAGGCUGGUCAUAGCAGAAGAGACCAGUAAGGGGAAGGUGACCUUUCACACAUACAGAUGUUAUAUGAAGGCAGCUGGAGGGUUCAUUGUCUGUGCGUUAGUUAUGCUAGUCUACAUCGUCAGUGUUGCUGUGUCAACAGGAACAAGUUGGUGGUUGUCAUACUGGCUACAGCAGGGUGGAGGGAACACCACAGUUGAUCUGGGAAACAAUGUGACGGUGAAGAGCAUGGAUAUACAGGAACACCCUGACAUCAGGUUUUACGCUCUGGUCUACGGAAUGGGGGUCAUCGCCAUGGUGAUAUUUACACUAUUCCGAGCUCUCCUCUUCAUGAAGGUGACGCUUCAUGCUUCUAGUAAACUGCAUGACAAAAAUUUCCUCAAAAUUCUUAGAUGUCCCAUGUCAUUUUUUGAUUCUACUCCGAUUGGAAGGAUUGUCAAUAGAUUUUCCUUUGACAUGGAUGAAAUUGAUGUUCGGUUACCCGGCAGUUCUGAAGUGUUCAUCAUGAAUAUCCUGAUGAUAAUAUUCGCUCUUAUUAGUAUAGCCUAUGUCUCUCCAUAUUUCCUUAUAGCCCUGUUGCCACUUGCCAUAGCAUUUUUUGGGAUAAAUUUUGUAUUUACUUCUGGUGUUCGUGAAUUAAAGAGGAUGGAUGCCAGAACCCGAUCCCCUCUCAUCAGCCAUAUCACUGCCACUGUGCAGGGCAUCAAUACAAUCCAUGCCUUUGGCAAAUCAACAGAAUUUAUGGAUAGAUUCCACCAGCUGCUGGAUUCGAACUCGGUGCCAUUCUUCCUCUUCUCGGCCUCUAACCGCUGGCUGGCGAUUCGCCUUGACCUUCUCUGUGUGAUUGUGGUGGGAGUGGUCGGUCUUCUCGUGAUAGUCACCAACAUUCCGCCUGCUCUAGCUGGCAUGGCCCUCGCAUUCUCCGUCCAGAUGACAGGCUUGUUCCAGUUCACAGUAAGAAUGGCGAUUGAAACAGAGGCCAGGUUUACUUCUGUUGAACGACUUGCACAGUAUGAAAAGGAAGCAGAAUCAGAAGCCCCAAACGUCAUCAAGAAAAGCCGUCCCCCUGAUGAUUGGCCACAUGAGGGAUCUCUAGUGUUUAAGAGUGUCAAACUCCGAUACAGGGAUAACCUACCUUUGGCUCUGAAGGGAGUGUCAUUUGAUGUUCUUCCACGAGAGAAGAUCGGCAUUGUGGGUCGGUCUGGAUCAGGAAAAUCCUCCUUGGGCGUGUCUCUGUUUCGUUUGGUUGAGUUAGAGUCUGGGUCCAUUAAGAUAGACAACCUUGACAUUUCCACACUAGGAUUACAAGAUCUGAGGUCCAAGCUUUCCAUUAUUCCACAGGACCCAGUUCUUUUCAUAGGCACCAUAAGGUACAACUUGGAUCCUUUUGGUGAAUAUAACGAUGCAGCAUUGUGGUCAGCGAUAGAAAAAUGUCAUAUAAAAGAGACAAUUACUUCCCUUGAACAUCAGCUAGAUUCCCAGGUUAUAGAGAAUGGAGAGAAUUUCUCUGUAGGAGAGAGGCAGCUAAUUUGUCUGGCCAGAGCUCUAUUACGGCACAGUAAAAUUUUGAUGCUGGAUGAAGCUACUGCUGCCAUAGAUACAGAGACGGAUGCUUUGGUGCAGACGACAAUCAAGGAGGCUUUUUCUGACUGCACAAUGCUGAUCAUAGCUCACAGACUGAAUACUGUGUUAUCCUGCAGUCGUAUCCUCGUAAUGGAGGAAGGAAAGGUGGUUGAAUUUGACACGCCUGGGAAACUGAUGUCUAAUUCUAAAUCCAAGUUCAAGAUGAUGCUAGACGCCACAGAAAACCACAAAUUAUGAUCCAGAAUGAUUCUUAAUUUACUGUGUAUGCAAUAGGCUUUGUUAACUGGGAAGUGUAUACCUACAUUUAAUGUGAAUUUAGUUUAUUUUGAUCUUGACUUUAUGCUGAGCAGGUGAUUCUAAUCAAUUCAGAAAAUUAAUGAAUUAUGUAUAAAUAUUGAUGUAAUUCAUAUAAAAGUACUAUACUUUUGCUACUAAUGAGUAGGAAUUUAAAGUAGAUAUAGUAAUGAUGCAUUCAAGUACUUACACUGUAUAAAGCUUUAUUUUCACUGCAGUUUAAUUUUCACUAUCACUAGGUCAAACUAUGAAAAUCCGCAGUGAGUAGGAACUAGUCAUAACAUUUAUAUACAUGUAGAAUGGAUUAUAGAAACAGAUUAGAAUGGAUUAUAGAAACAGAUUAGAAUGGAUUAUAGAAAUAGAUUAAGGCAAGAAUUCUUAAAUUUAACCAAAUGAAUGAUUACACUUGUGAUGUGAAUUGAAUUAGACAAUGUAUGAGUGUUUGUGUUUGGUGUGCAGUCAGUGGAUUAGAUUAUUGUUUUUCUCUUUAUGUAUAGAUGUAUGUGUCUCUGUAUGUACAGUGUAUUUUAACCGUUUGUAGAAUUUCUAUAAAUGGCUUUUGUUGUGAGCAAGAAAAUAUCUUUAUAUGCUUUCCAUAAUGGGUUUUGUUUUUGGACGUGAGGAACUUGCGUUUAGUGAACUUGAAGAAACAUUAAAAUGCAUGUAUACUUUAAAGAAGUGAAUGAUAAAUAUUUAUUACUUGGCUAUAAACAAGUUAUUCUAUGUAGAUUUGAGAUAUCCCGCUGUUUGAUGUUUAUUUUGUGUACUUGGCUAUAAACAAGUUAUUCUAUGUAGAUUUGAGAUAUCCCGCUGUUUGAUGUUUAUUUUGUGUACUUGGCUAUAAACAAGUUAUUCUAUGUAGAUUUGAGAUAUCCCGCUGUUUGAUGUUUAUUUUGUGUACUUGGCUAUAAACAAGUUAUUCUAUGUAGAUUUGAGAUAUCCUGCUGUUUGAUGUUUAUUUUGUGUACAUUCAGGAUAUCCUGCUCUUUGAUGGUUAUUGGGUAACCCACGUACACUAAUUUGACUGCAACUCCACUGUUAACAUUUUGAACCAAUUUGUAUGCUUUAUCGGCAAUGAUUGAAAGAGUAUAUUUUAUACAUGACAGAAUUGUAUUUAAGACGAGACCAAACAUACUUAUUUCUUUGAAGUGUUUUAUAUUAUGUAUAUUUUUAAAGAUUUUUUUAAAAAAAUGUCCUCAAAGUAUAUGUACAUGUAUCAAGAAUGAAAUUUAUUUUCAUCUACUUACUUUUUGGUUGAAUAUGAGAUUGCUUGUGAUAUGAAUUUUUCAUUUCCUGGAAUAAACAUCUCAACCUUAAGCACCCUUCCCACCCUGUGUGCUCCAUUCUACCAGUACUUGUUGAAAACUAUCAAAAGUUCCGUGUUUUUUAAAUGACUUGAUAUUCUUAUAGAACAUGACUCUGACUUUGUCUUUAGAGCAAUUAACAUGAUGUUUUCCUUUUUUUAUAUAUUACAAGACAUUUUAAUAUCUAAAAUUCUCUCUCUCUCUCUCUCUCUCUCUCUCUCUCUCUCUCUCUGUCCAUCUCUCACUCACUCUGUCUGUCUCUCUCCCUCUUAUAUUAAGCAUUAUAUUUUCAUUCUAUACACAGAAACAAAUCUAAUGAAUAUGAAAUCCAUGACCAAUAACCAGUAUUUGACAGACUGUCGACAUACAUUGUGUCUUAUUGUUAGUUUCAUAUGAUCGACUAGAAUUACAUGGUAAACUUUUUUCUUUCUUUUAAUUUAGAAGCACUUAGUAAAAUUAAGACUCUAAACUAAAUUGUGUUUUCUGUUUUAUACUAUACAAUUACAGAGGACUUGCUUUUAAAUCCCCCCCCCCCUCCCCGGUUAUCCAUAUUCUAUUAUUAACAUAUCCUCAUGCCAGUUCAAUUGAAUGUGAUGUACGCAGGUAUGAAAUUCAAGUGGUCAGUUAUCUUUAGAGAUAGCAUUGUACAAAUUACACUUCUUUGUACUAUGAAAGAUUUACUUGAAGUGAGAAAAAACUCAUGGAAAUCAUGUCAAUUGUAAAAAUGUUUUAUAUAUAUAUUUAUAUAUAUACAUAUCGUGUAUUGGCAAUAAGUGAAUGCAUAUUCAAUGGUAGAUGUUUUAAAUGAAUUUGUUUUGUUCAAAAUGAUGAUUAUUUGAUGAAUAUUAUAUAUGUAGUUCAUCAGCCAAAUCAGUUAUGAUCUUUACAUUUCACAAUAAUGUUUUCAAUAUCAUUUCAUUAAGAUAAAAAAUUCUUGCAAGCAUUUUUCAUGCAAAUGUGUAGAUUGAUAUAUUUAUGAACAUAUUUGUUAAUGAUAAUCACGUUACAGAACCUGCAAUAACUACGCGUCAUUGUACCAUAAAUUUUGUGCCAUAAGGCGCAUCGUGAAUCUGUGCACUUAUGAAUUACUGUGUACCAGGAAAAUUAACGGGAAUCCUUUGUGGUCAAAGUUAAACUUGGCCUAUUUAAGAAAUUGGCAUAAUUCAAAAGUACAUGGAGCAAGAUAGUUCAAAAUGGGGUCAAUCAUUUUUACAUGUUAGAGUGAAAUUCAAUUGAAAUAUUUUUGUUUAAAUUCUUGUAUACAUUAUGAAUUUGUUAAUGCUGACUGUCACAAAAUCAAAUUGUUGUGUAGUUAAAUUAUUAAUGUUCUUCCUUGAAUUAGAAUAUUAUAUUUAUUAUUUGUUGAUUAUUUAGUUGAUGUAAAAUUAUCAUUGUAAAUGGAGAAUUUAAUUAUCAUAAUUAUUAUCUGUUGAUUUCUUAGUUGAUAUAGAAUUAUCAUUGUAAAUGUACCAUUACUUGUACAGUAUUUGUCAUUGGAAAUUUCUCUUCACCUUAAAUCAUGAAUAUGACUUAGAAUGAUUUGUACCAAUUUUUUGUAUACCAACCAUAUCUUAAUUUGUAGAUGCAACAGAAAUAUUAAUGCAUCAAUAUACAUAUUAAAGGGACUGAUUCACGAUUUUCCCCAAAAUUUUGUUUUUCACUUUAAUGACCAAAGAUUUUGCAUAAAAAUUAAGGUUAUACAUGAUCUCAGAAGCUCAUUAUAGAGAGUUUGUUAUUUGUUUUAUAAACAAAGAUUGCCGUAUGUUAUUGUUUACGAAAUUUUAAAAAGAAAUGGAUAUCGAUCUAAUUUUAUUAUAUCUUUCACAUUUCAAGCAUUCUUUGGGUAGACUGUAUCAUCUAAAAGUUAAAAUUUGUGACUGCGAAAUUAAGAUGCUUUAUAUUACAAAAUUAAUAUUUCACUGGUUUGUUUGUAUACAUAAAAAGACUCAAGUCUUUGUUUACAUAACACAGACUUAAGGCUAUAAUAAUGCUAUUAUUCUUGCUUUCAGAAGGUCAAAAGUUUGGCUGUCAACAUUAAAUGAAUUAUGUUUAACAUCAAAAAUGCAAAUAUUUUUUUCAAAAAUCGUGAACCAGUCCCUUUAGUGUGGACCUAUGCAAUAAUUAAUCUAAUAUUGAUUGGAAGUAGAGUGGGUCCAUAUAGAAAUCCUAGUACAUUUAAACUAUAUGUAACAGCUUCAGUCAAACACAAUUUUCUAUGCACUAUUUAUUCUGUUGAAAUUGAAAUGUAUUUUCCUUUUUUUAAAAAGAUGCCAUGGCAAUCAUUAUUUUGUCAUUUCACAACCAUUGGUGCUUUCCCGUCAAUCCUAUACAUUAUAUAUAUUUUUGCAAUGAAGCAAUUUGAGAAAUGUUAUCUGGGAAGAGUGUGGUAAUGGUGUGUUGUGCGAGAUCUUCGUUAUUAUGAUCAUUCAUAUUUCUUGUUGAUUAUUUGAUGUAUAGAGUCGGUAAUUAAUUAAUUAUUUUUAAUAAACUUAAUUCUUAGA
Messenger RNA from Ostrea edulis (European flat oyster), 8401 nucleotides. RefSeq names its product ATP-binding cassette sub-family C member 5-like. The transcript has 34 exons. Gene Ontology annotation, molecular function: ATP hydrolysis activity; ATP binding; ABC-type transporter activity. Lineage: Eukaryota; Metazoa; Mollusca; Bivalvia; Ostreida; Ostreidae. The record is from RefSeq and is a predicted model, not a curated record. Gene Ontology annotation, cellular component: membrane. Gene Ontology annotation, biological process: transmembrane transport. Bases 286 to 4539 code for a protein of 1417 amino acids.